AUGGUCUCUGAAGCUCAAGGAACCCCAAACUUUGGGCGGCGAUAUGCCAUUCUAAACUUGGACUGGAUGGCUCUCCUUCUGAGUGCUAUUGAAGGUACGCCUGAAGGUCAAUCAUUGAUCGAAAACUACAAAAAAUGGAAUGAAGCCGUCCACAAAAAGUCCUCUCAGCCUUUGACUAUUUUCACGACUCUCGCUUUUGCCCACGGCCAACCGGAGGUAAAACGUGGAAAGCCUUUUUCAAAGCUCAUUGCUCCUUUUGGAGAUUUCAAGGCGGGUACUCCUGAAACCGAAAUCGACACUCGCUUCACCGUGAAUGAGCAGGAUAUUGUACUUGCAAAGACACGAUGCUCUGCGACCUCAGGUAGUGCCCUGGAACAAAUCUUGAAAGCGCAGAAUAUUGACACAGUCGUAAUUUCGGGUCUGUCGCUUUCUGGUGUGAUCAUGAGUACAGUCUACCAUCUCUUUGACCUUGACUACAAUAUUUACGUGAUCGAAGACAAUGUGCUGGAACUUCCUCCAAGCGAUACAGCCGAAUUCAAAGCACUCUUUGUUCAAAAGAUUCUUCCCAGAAUGAAUCUGCAAGUGAUAUCGCUUGAGACUGCAUUGCGGGCCCUUGAGCAAAGUUCUUAG
Messenger RNA from Penicillium manginii, 630 nucleotides. Its product is annotated as cysteine hydrolase family protein. The record is from RefSeq and is a predicted model, not a curated record. Lineage: Eukaryota; Fungi; Ascomycota; Eurotiomycetes; Eurotiales; Aspergillaceae. The transcript is spliced from 2 exons. Bases 1 to 630 code for a protein of 209 amino acids.